AGCCAUUUUCUGCUCUUUGUGUGGGGCGGAUUAGCGGACAGCGACCGAGCCGAGAGCAUCAGUUGUCGGAUACAGAGCGAAGCGCCGUCGUCGUGUUUUUACGCCGCGCUGCGCUCAUCGUCCGGCCGUUUGUCGUGCGGACAUGCGAUUUGCAGGCUGGACUGCAUUGUGAGUGAACAAGCACAGCCAUGACGACCCACGUGACUCUGGAGGAUGCACUGUCUAACGUGGACCUGCUGGAGGAGCUUCCACUCCCAGACCAGCAGCCAUGCAUCGAGCCUCCACCCUCCUCCAUUAUGUACCAGGCAAAUUUCGAUACCAACUUUGAGGACAGAAAUGCUUUUGUGACUGGUAUCGCCCGAUACAUUGAACAGGCCACAGUCCAUUCCAGCAUGAAUGAAAUGCUGGAGGAGGGACAUGAAUACGCUGUCAUGCUGUACACCUGGAGAAGCUGCUCAAGAGCCAUUCCCCAGGUGAAAUGUAACGAACAGCCCAACAGAGUGGAGAUCUACGAGAAGACUGUGGAGGUGCUGGAACCUGAGGUCACCAAGCUCAUGAAGUUCAUGUACUUCCAACGUAAGGCAAUUGAGCGUUUUUGUAGUGAGGUAAAGCGUCUGUGCCACGCUGAGCGCAGGAAAGACUUUGUGUCUGAGGCUUACCUGCUUACCUUGGGCAAAUUCAUUAACAUGUUCGCUGUUCUGGACGAGCUCAAGAACAUGAAGUGCAGUGUGAAGAAUGACCACUCUGCUUACAAAAGAGCUGCUCAGUUCCUCAGAAAGAUGGCUGACCCACAGUCUAUCCAAGAAUCCCAAAACCUUUCCAUGUUCCUGGCCAAUCACAAUAGAAUCACACAGUGUCUGCAUCAGCAGCUAGAGGUGAUCCCUGGCUAUGAGGAGCUCCUGGCAGACAUUGUUAACAUCUGUGUGGACUACUAUGAGAAUAAGAUGUACUUGACACCCAGUGAGAAACACAUGCUGCUCAAGGUGAUGGGGUUUGGGCUUUAUUUAAUGGAUGGAAACGUCAGCAACAUCUACAAGCUGGAUGCCAAGAAGAGAAUAAACCUCAGUAAAAUCGACAAGUUCUUCAAGCUCCAGGUCGUGCCUCUGUUUGGUGACAUGCAGAUUGAGCUGUCUCGGUACAUCGAGACAAGCGCCCAUUAUGAGGAGAACAAGUCAAAGUGGACUUGCACCCAGAGCAGUAUUAGUCCGCAGUAUAACCUGUGUGAGCAGAUGGUUCAGAUCCGAGAUGACCACAUCCGCUUCAUCUCAGAGUUGGCACGUUACAGUAAUAGUGAGGUGGUUACAGGCUCCGGCUUGGACAGCCAGAAGUCUGACGAGGAGUACAGGGAGCUGUUUGAUCUGGCUCUCCGAGGUUUGCAGCUCCUCUCCAAGUGGAGUACUCAUGUCAUGGAGGUGUACUCAUGGAAACUCGUGCACCCCACUGAUAAGUUCUGCAAUAAGGACUGUCCUGGCACAGCUGAGGAGUAUGAGCGUGCUACACGCUAUAACUAUACCAGUGAGGAGAAAUUUGCCCUGGUGGAAGUGAUUGCCAUGAUCAAAGGCCUGCAGGUGCUGAUGGGCCGCAUGGAGAGCGUGUUUAACCAGGCCAUCAGGAACACGAUCUAUGCUGCGCUGCAGGACUUUGCUCAGGUCACUCUGAGAGAGCCGCUGAGGCAGGCUGUGCGCAAGAAGAAGAAUGUCCUAAUCAGCGUUCUACAGGCCAUUCGGAAGACCAUCUGUGACUGGGAGGGAGGCAGGGAGCCACCCAAUGACCCUUGUCUAAGGGGAGAGAAGGACCCCAAAGGAGGUUUCGAUAUCAAAGUGCCCCGCCGUGCAGUUGGCCCCUCAAGCACACAGCUGUACAUGGUGCGAACCAUGCUUGAGUCUCUGAUCGCAGACAAGAGCGGCUCUAAGAAGACCCUACGCAGCAGCCUGGAUGGCCCAAUAGUUCAGGCCAUAGAGGACUUCCAUAAGCACUCCUUCUUCUACACCCAUCUCCUCAACUUCAGUGAGGCCCUUCAGCAGUGCUGUGACCUGUCGCAGCUUUGGUUCCGAGAGUUCUUCCUGGAGCUCACCAUGGGUCGUCGUAUCCAGUUCCCCAUUGAGAUGUCCAUGCCCUGGAUCCUCACUGACCAUAUUCUGGAGACCAAAGAACCCUCCAUGAUGGAAUAUGUGUUGUAUCCUUUGGAUCUUUAUAAUGACAGUGGAUAUUACGCUCUAACCAAGUUCAAGAAACAGUUCCUCUACGAUGAGAUAGAGGCUGAGGUGAACCUGUGUUUUGAUCAGUUUGUAUACAAAUUGGCUGAUCAAAUAUUUGCUUACUAUAAAGCGAUGGCUGGAAGUGUUCUCUUGGACAAGCGCUUCCGGGCAGAAUGUAAGAACUAUGGUGUGAUUAUCCCUUAUCCCCCCUCUAACCGCUACGAGACACUGCUGAAACAGAGACAUGUCCAGCUCCUGGGUCGUUCCAUUGACCUGAACAGACUGAUCACUCAGAGGAUCUCAGCAGCCAUGUACAAAUCCCUGGACCAUGCCAUCAGCCGCUUUGAGAGUGAAGACCUCACAUCUAUAGUGGAGCUCGAGUGGCUGCUGGAAAUAAAUCGACUGACUCAUCGGCUGUUGUCCAAACACAUGACCCUGGACAGCUUUGACGCCAUGUUCCGGGAAGCCAACCACAACGUGUCUGCUCCGUAUGGCCGCAUCACACUGCACGUCUUCUGGGAGCUCAACUUUGACUUCUUGCCAAACUACUGCUACAAUGGCUCCACCAACCGGUUUGUGCGCACAGCAAUUCCCUUUACCCAAGAGCCUCAGCGUGAUAAGCCUGCCAACGUUCAGCCUUACUACCUGUAUGGCUCUAAGCCUCUGAACAUUGCAUACUCCCACAUCUACAGUUCCUACAGGAACUUUGUGGGUCCCCCGCAUUUCAAAACCAUCUGCCGUCUCCUUGGUUACCAGGGCAUCGCUGUAGUGAUGGAGGAGCUGCUGAAAAUUGUCAAGAGCUUGCUCCAGGGCACCAUUCUUCAGUAUGUGAAGACCCUGAUAGAGGUGAUGCCUAAGAUCUGCCGUCUGCCUCGCCAUGAGUAUGGAUCGCCAGGUAUCCUGGAGUUUUUCCACCACCAGCUCAAAGAUAUAAUUGAAUACGCUGAGCUGAAGACUGAUGUGUUUCAGAGCCUAAGGGAGGUUGGCAAUGCAAUCCUCUUCUGCCUCCUUAUUGAGCAAGCACUGGUGGUAAGGAAUUAGGUCUAACUCAUGUAACAAAACCACACAAAGACCAAUAGCACACCGUCUCUGGUCGCUGUCGCUUUGUUUCAUUUUACAUAUUGUUCCUGGUGUCCUAUUCUGCCAUGGAUUCAACGAUAAGGUGAUCACGGUCCCCAGACAACUGACUAAGCAAAGUUAGUUUCAUGUCGUUCAACAAGGGUUGCAACAAUUAUUUUACAAUGGUGAUUAUAAAAACAUGAAUUUCUAUUUGUGGAUGCUUUGUUCACCAAAUGAUGAAAAACCACAUCUAAUUUUUGGACAGAACAUAAUAAAAUACCAAAAGCAUUGAAGCAGUAUCGUGCACAUACAAUAGGAGAUUUAGUUGGCAGCUAUAAAUGUUAUUUAUUUUUAAUUAAUCUUGCUACUUCUCAGUAGCAUGGAGGGUCACUAUUUUGCCACAUCUCUUAAGAUUCUUUCUAGAAACAGAGCAAUACUGCAAGGCGUUUUAGAUCAACCAUAACAAAAACAAUUCAUGUCGGAAACAGUUGGAAGUUUGCUAGGGUAUUGGACCCAUGAGCACUCUGUCCCUCUACAUAGUGAGAAGGGAAAAACAGAGCUAGGGCAAUGGUGACACAGUGGGUGGUUAAGGCUCUGGGCUACUGAUCAGAUGGUCGGGGUUCAAGCCCCAGCACCACCAAGCUGUCACUGCUGGGCCCUUGAGCAAGUGCCAAAACCCUGUCUGCUCCAGGGGUGCCAUAUUCUUAACAAGCUGGAAUACUGAAAGCGAAGAAGUGAAUUUCACUUUACUAUAAUGUGUAUGUAACAAAUAAAGAUGAUAAAGCAUAGAAAAAAGAGCCCAAAUAUCUUAGUUUUAGAUUUACACAUUUUAUGUGGUUCUUCACGUUCGAAAGUUGGUCUGAAUUGAAGUUGGAAGUCCACACGCACAAACCUAACGAUAUAAUGGCUCUGCGUACAGGCGUGCACCCCAAUCCCUCUACAAGGGUCUCCAGCCUAGUUAGACAAUGCAGUUAGAGACUCUAAUUGCUGUUAUGCUCUCAAGCGCACGUAUCACAAAGUAUGAAUUGCAGCGGUGCUGAUCAUUUUUGAAACCAGCCCCACAUACCACUAAAUAAAGAGAAAUUCUUCUUCCGAAUCCAUGGCAGUAUGGAACACUUUCUGGCUGCUCGUGAAUGUCUUGCUCUGAUGCACUGAUCUUGCACUCAUGCACUUUGCUAUUCAAUCAAUUGUAUUAAUCUGAUGCUUGCCUUUUGUUUCCGUGUUUAAUGUAUCUUUUUUUUGAAGUGUACUUUGUGACAGCCGAUCACUGCACGCUGAUCUCUCAUUGACACCGUUCUGCACAGGGCACAAAUCUGCUCAUUGCUUGGUUUAUUAUUGUGUUUGAAGUGACAUGACAAAGUCAGUGUGCCCUCAUUUCACUAAAAUUAAUCACAUCAUGUAAUUUAAUCCAGGAUCCAUUUCCUCCAAUUGCAUAAAUUCUGUAUGUUAUGUUAUAGUCAAGUUUGUUGUUAUCUACCAACUAAUGAUUCUGCCUGCCUGUGAGAGUUAGUGUGUUUUAAUCACUGCUCAAAUUCCCGAAGCUAUACAAUUAAAUAGCAUUUCCUAACCUAAUCAUUACAUAAUAUGUAUGGCUGAUAUACACCAAGCUGUUAAUUUAUUAGGUACACCCACAUUGUAUAUACACUCCGCCAUGAUAACAUUUAGAGUUACCUUAAAGUUGCUCUUUGCAAAUAUAUAAUUACUGACUAUACUCCAUCUGCUGCUAUGUACAGUUUGGCAACCGCUCUCUACUCCAACCAUCAGUGGAAAUGGUCCCUCAUAGGAGGGGUUAGAGGAUGAUCAACACAAAUUGUGCAUGGUGUAACUGUACACCUCCAUGGCAUGGUGUACUGACAAAGUCUGUGUAUAAUAAUGUAUAAGUGUAAGAAUAUACAGCGCCUAAAAUCUCCAGCAGCAUUUGUGUCUGAUCCACUCGUAUGAUCACCACAUACACACUAACAUGCAACUACUACGUAUUUGUCACUGUGAAACACCGUCUAAAUAAUAUCUGCUUAUUGAUGGUCCUGUGGUACUUCUUUUACACUGAUGGCUGGUGUAGAGACUGCAAAAGAUGGGCUACUGUGUUAUAUACGACACAGUGACCUAUGGUGUACCUGAUAAACUGAUCAGUGGGUAUAACUAUAAGGUAGGUGUAUCUAAUAAACUGGCAAAAAUGUGGCAACAAAAAAAAAAAAAAACUUCUAAAGCUGGACUGUAGUUACGGCUUAAAGCCAAGUUUUGUCCUCUGUGUGCACCAAGGAUUUACACAGAUUUUACAUCAUAUGUACAGUAUAUCAUCAUUGGAUGGCAUCCAAUUUCUACACUGCUGUUUGUGUGGUUUCUGUAAUUUCACAGUGGAACCAGGAACUGCUUCGUUAAGCAGUUUUGUUGCUCACUAGGUUUCUCUGGUGGUUUGUUUUC
Molecule: messenger RNA, 5678 nt
Organism: Pangasianodon hypophthalmus (striped catfish)
Lineage: Eukaryota; Metazoa; Chordata; Actinopteri; Siluriformes; Pangasiidae
Gene: cyfip2
Product: cytoplasmic FMR1 interacting protein 2
Exons: 25
Coding region: 189-3239 (1016 amino acids)
Biological process (GO): axon guidance; apoptotic process; regulation of actin filament polymerization
Cellular component (GO): synapse; neuron projection
Molecular function (GO): small GTPase binding
Source: RefSeq, a predicted model, not a curated record